AUGGCGGAUUCCAACGCAGUCAACGAGGUUGAGGCCUCCGUGGCCAACCUUUUGCUCGAUGAGGUCACGGGCGAGAGAGUCUCCAAGACCGAAUUGAAGAAGCGCCAGAAGCUGCGCGAGAGGGAGGCUAAGAAGAAGGAGAAGGAAGCCAAUGCUCCUCCUAAGCCUGAGAAGAAGGUCUCCGCUGAGGAAGAAGAGGCUAACUUGACUCCUAACCAAUACUUCGAGAUCCGUAGCAAGCGAAUUAACAAGCUGCGCGAGACCAAGCAGCCCGACCCCUACCCUCACAAGUUCCAGGUCACCGAUGACCUGCGCGAAUACCUCAAGACCUACGAUGGUCUCGCCAAGGGCGAGCAGAAGCCCGAUGUCACCGUCCGUAUCGCCGGUAGAAUCUACACCAAGCGUUCUUCAGGUUCCAAGCUCUUCUUCUACGAUAUCCGUGCCGAAGGUGUCAAGGUGCAGGUCGUGUGCCAGGCCCAGAACGCCACCGGGGAUGUCGCCUUCGAGGCUCAGCACGAGCACCUGCGCAGAGGAGAUAUCGUUGGUGUCGUCGGUUUCCCUGGUCGUACCAGCCCCAAGAACCGCGCCGACGGUGAACUUUCUAUCUUCGCCACCGAGGUCGUUCUCCUGGCGCCCUGCUUGCACGCCAUUCCUUCGGAGCACUACGGUUUCCAGGACAAGGAGCAGCGCUUCCGCCAACGUUACCUGGAUCUGAUCAUGAACGAGAGAUCCCGCAAUGUUUUCGUCACUCGCUCCAAGAUUGUUAGCUAUGUGCGCAACUUCUUCGACAGCCGGGACUUCAUCGAAGUCGAGACCCCCAUGAUGAACGCCAUCGCCGGUGGUGCUACCGCCAAGCCCUUCAUUACCCACCACAACGACCUUGACAUGAACCUGUUCAUGCGUGUCGCCCCCGAGCUGUACUUGAAGAUGCUGAUUGUCGGUGGUCUGGAGCGUGUAUAUGAGCUCGGUCGUCAGUUCCGUAACGAGGGCAUUGAUCUGACGCACAACCCCGAGUUCACCACUUGCGAGUUCUACUGGGCUUACGCCGAUGUCUACGAUGUCAUGAACCUGACUGAGGAGCUGAUCUCCGGUCUGGUCAAGCACGUUACAGGUGGCUAUGAGACCACCUUCCACACUCAGUCCGGCGAGGUCUACAACGUCAACUGGAAGGCGCCCUGGAGGCGGGUAGAGAUGAUCCCUGCUUUGGAGGAGGCCACUGGCGAGAAGUUCCCUCCUGGAGACCAGCUGCACACCGCUGAAACUGGCGAGUUCCUCAAGCGCGUGCUUAAGAAGACUGGCGUUGAAUGCUCGCCUCCCCUGACCAACGCCCGUAUGCUCGACAAGCUGGUCGGCGAGUUCAUCGAAGAGACCUGCGUCAACCCUACCUUCAUCACUGGCCACCCCCAGAUGAUGUCUCCCCUUGCCAAGUACCACCGCCAGCACACCGGUCUCUGCGAGCGUUUCGAGGCUUUCGUUUGCAAGAAGGAGAUUGUUAACGCAUACACCGAGUUGAACGACCCCUUCGACCAGCGUCUCCGUUUCGAGGAGCAGGCCAGACAGAAGGACCAGGGUGAUGAUGAGGCCCAACUCAUUGACGAGAACUUCUGCACAAGUUUGGAGUAUGGUCUGCCUCCUACCGGUGGCUGGGGUAUGGGUAUCGACCGUCUGGUCAUGUUCCUCACGGACAACUACAGCAUCAAGGAGGUCCUCGCCUUCCCCUUCAUGAAGGAAGACAAGACAGCGGCGGAGGUCAAGACUGCUGCCGAGGUUGCUGGCAUUGAGCCCAAGCCCGAAGAGGGAAUCCCUCAUAAAUAA
Molecule: messenger RNA, 1815 nt
Organism: Aspergillus lentulus
Lineage: Eukaryota; Fungi; Ascomycota; Eurotiomycetes; Eurotiales; Aspergillaceae
Product: lysine--tRNA ligase KRS1
Biological process (GO): lysyl-tRNA aminoacylation
Cellular component (GO): cytosol; cytoplasm
Molecular function (GO): tRNA binding; ATP binding; lysine-tRNA ligase activity
Source: RefSeq, a predicted model, not a curated record